CAUCAACGAACCAUCUUGUUAUUUCUAUUCAAAAUGACGCAAAAUUCAAGCCAGGGAAGCCAAAAGUCAAUCUUUCAACAGAAAGAUCUGGAAAAGUCUCACGAUCUUCUCGCAUGCACAAUUAAGGCGCCACCAUUCUCAUAUGUACACCUGCAGCUUGUCAGCCUCAGCGGCUCAUCAUCUGUCACACUUGACAACCUUUCGCUAAAGAGCUACUGCACAACUGCUCUUCGACGAUGUCUGGGGAUGGUAGGAACUGCAAUUUCUAUGGAUAUACUCAAAAUCGAAGCUGACCAUGCCUGGGUCCGUAUUCCAAGACCAGACCUUGGCUCCUUUGCGACGGCAAUCACAGCAUGGCAAGGCACAACCGAUGAUGGCGAGCAAGUAAGCCUACAACUACGACAAUGCUCAGACUGGCUAGGCGCCAUGGUUGGAGCGGACGGACAAGAUCGACUAUGGAAUGCUUGAAGAGUGGCAUUUUGUCAUAUUUAUCAUCAUUCAGCUGGAACCUCAUUUUAUCAUCUCAUCUAUCCGUAGAUGGGGGUAUAAAAGUAUGCAUGUACAUCGCCCAUCGGCCUACCCUGCAAAUGCACCGUUUCCAGACGCCAGGGACCUGAAUACAUCGUGAAAUCGCCGCCAGUUUCGCUUUCUAAAGGCUCUCCGUUUUUUCUACAUCAGAGAAGACAUGAGAGAGCUUUGCGCAUAUGCCUGGCAGUUGAUCAGUAUUGGGGGUUACGAGUAGGGCAUCGAGGACCACUCACCAUAGGCUUGAUAUCGGGAUGAGGCACGGCAUCAAAUUGCUCGUACUGGAGUUUGUAGUCGGGGCCAAUGUUGAUGUAGGCACCCCUGUUUUCUGUUGAGUCACAGUAUCGAGGGGCAGAGAAGACUAAGGAAAGGUCAGCAAAAGUUCAACAAAGAUACCCAGAAUAACUCACCGGUAAUACAGCGGCCAUCGUGCUGCACCUCAUAACCGUCCAUGCGAACCUCGUGACUUCGAAUAACAGCCUCAAGACCGUUCUUCUCACAGAACUUCUUGGUGAUGUCGGGACCGAACUGCAUACCGACACCACGCUUGCUG
Molecule: messenger RNA, 1078 nt
Organism: Fusarium odoratissimum NRRL 54006
Lineage: Eukaryota; Fungi; Ascomycota; Sordariomycetes; Hypocreales; Nectriaceae
Exons: 1
Coding region: 34-468 (144 amino acids)
Biological process (GO): intronic box C/D snoRNA processing; nuclear-transcribed mRNA catabolic process, RNase MRP-dependent; tRNA processing
Cellular component (GO): nucleolar ribonuclease P complex; ribonuclease MRP complex
Molecular function (GO): ribonuclease MRP activity
Source: RefSeq, a predicted model, not a curated record